AUGGCGGCGGCGGCCGCUGCGCCGGGCGGGGCGAGCCCGGGGCUGGCGGCGGCGGAGCGCCUUGUGUGUGUGGACAAGAAUGUGGCUUCUUCCAAACUCUAUGUCCUGGAGCCAUGGAUUGCUGACCUCUUGGUGAAUUACGAGCGAGUGGAUGAGCGUGAGAAUUUCCUGGCUGGGCAGGUGGUGCGGGUCUUGAGUGACUCGAGUGCAGCUGGCCAGCCUGGGCUCCUCCAGGACGCUGUGGUGCAGGUCUCUGACGGAUCCUGCUACAUCCGUGUGGUCAUUACAGCCGAGGCUCUGCAGGCAGAGGAAAACGCCCACCUGCAGCUCAGGCUUUCCAGCCUUAAUUGCAGAAUUAUCGUCCUGCAGAAGUACACGGUGUGUUUUCAGGACGAGGCCAGGCUGGAGGACUGCGAGUUUUACCUCACGGCCCAGCAGUUCAUCGUGCUGCCCAUGCAGAGGCAGAGGAUGGAAUCAUCUGAUGGGAACCAGGACCCCUCUGUGGUGAAGAAGAUAAAGGAGCUCUGGCUGAGGAAUCUUGCUGUGAGGAAUGCUCCCAGCUCAGAGCCCUCUGUCUCUCAGCUGAUUGAUGCCAUAGGACAGAACCAGCUGGAGAUUUUGAAGGAAAAUGCUGAGGAAUGCUUGGAUUUAUGGAAAUCAAAGGAGAAGCCAGUGACAGUGGAGGACGAGGUUCCCAUCACCCAGUGGGAGGUAGAGCGCAAGAAGGAGCAGUGUGAGGACGUUUUCAUGGUCCCAGUCAGUGCCCUGGUGAUCCCUCCUGAGGAGGAGGCAGUUGUUUGUGAUUCUUCUGAGGCAGUGUCUGCAGGGUACACAGAUACAAGCCAAGCAGCUCCUGGAAAGAGUAGUGAUGACAGGACAGUGCCAGGAGACCCAAGUGUUGUAUCUCAAAUCAGCUCCUGUCUCCAUAGCAGCAGUGCUCCAGCCCUUGGAUCAUCCUCAUGGCCUCCUAUGAACGCUCCAGAUCCCAUCCAGCCUUUAGUUUCCUCUACAGUUGGCUCAGCCCAUCUCCCUGGAUUGAGUGGAGGAGAUGUUGCAUCACCAACCUUGUCAGAUAGCCUGGAGGGAUCCCUGGACAACCCCUGGAACGGGAUGCCCUCGUUGUCUUUGACCCCGAGCUCUUCAGAUGAGAAGACCUUUCAAUCUGACCCUCCCCUGAAGACCCAGAAAGAUGUGGCUGCUGACAGCAACACCACUGACCUGUUGGAAUUGUGUAGCCAGAGCUCUCCUGAGGGCUCACCCCGGGGAGAGCCAGCACAGACCUCCUCUCCCUCCCUGCUCUGCUGCUACAGCCAUCCCAGUCUGGCAGAGAUCAGCACCAGUGAGGCAGCAUCAGCUGCAGAGGCAGCCUGGGAUGCCCUGUGUGCUGAUCAAAGCCUGCAGAGAUCCAGGGGCUCUCAGCCCGCCCUGCCCACUCUUUCUCCAGUUUUCCCAGUCUUGCCCAGCAGCAGCUUGAAAUCGCCACCUGGCAGGAUUCCUCACAGGGAGCAGGCCUGCUCCAGUGGCACAGCUUCCUCUACAGAGGCGUUGAAGCCUGGACUGGCUCACACCAGGACAAAGGGAGGAGAGACUGUGGGUGCCAAGAGGAAGCUGGUGGAGGAAGAUGAGCAGGCCUCCAGUGAGCAGCAGCAUCUCCCAGGCACCUCGAAGCGCAGGGGGAGAGGCACACGCAAGGGAUUGCUGCUCAAGAGCUCACGGGGUGCAAAGAAGAGCAGAAAGGAGACAGGGCUGCGGAGUAGAAAGGGGCUUGAGGAGGAAGAGGAACAGGAGGUGGAGGAGGAGGAAAUGGAGGAGGAGGAAGAGCAAGCAUCCCCUGCAAGAGCUGGGCCCAGCUCCAGGCCGGAGCAGUGCAGCGCUCGGGAGCCGUUCGUGGAGAGACCACCCCAGUACCAGUACGAGGCACCGAGCCCUGAGCUCUGCCAGCAGGUACAAUCUAUCAGGAUCUCAAAGGCAAUGCUGAUGUGGGCAUGCUGGAUGCUGACUGAGGAGGAGGAGGAGGAGGAGUACUCCUGAGCCCAGCCCAUCUUUCAUUCCUUUGUUUCUUCAGUGGGUUUGUCAGAACACUGGGAAGAGUGGCUGG
This is a messenger RNA of Camarhynchus parvulus, 2098 nucleotides long. RefSeq lists its product as uncharacterized. Gene Ontology annotation, biological process: telomere maintenance via telomerase; telomere capping. The transcript is spliced from 15 exons. The record is from RefSeq and is a predicted model, not a curated record. Gene Ontology annotation, molecular function: telomeric repeat DNA binding. Bases 1 to 2031 code for a protein of 676 amino acids. Gene Ontology annotation, cellular component: telomerase holoenzyme complex; chromosome, telomeric region; shelterin complex. NCBI's taxonomy places the organism in Eukaryota, Metazoa, Chordata, Aves, Passeriformes, Thraupidae.